GUGCUGAAAUAAUUUGAGUCUGUUAUCUCUUAUCAGCUGCACAAGCAUCCCCCCCCCCCCCAUCCUGCUCUCUCAUUGGUUUUCACUGUUGCCAUAGAUACUGGUGUCCUGUCCUUGCCUACUGAAAUUCCAAAGUCAACAGCAAGGAUUGCCUUGAACUCUGCCCUUGUGUGUCAUGGCUGCCAGCUUCAAAUAAAGUAAGAUCCGGAUUUAUGGGAACUUCUCAGCAUCUUCCAGCAGGGUCAUGUGUGAGAAACUGGAGUGGUGCCGGAAGGAACUGUUCGCUGCUAUUCAAACAGCUCUGAAGGGUCCCUUGCCCCCAGCGAUCACACACCUGCUGCACACUCAUUCUUCCCUGAUACCGUGUACAGAUGGCAGCAUCGGCCUGACUUCAACCAUUGGUCCCUUGGCAGAAGCCCACUGUGAUCAUCCUGUUGACAUCUGUAAACCAUAUUCCGAGGGACAAGAUAAUAUGCCCCACUCCUGCAUCAAAUGGUCUUCAAAGAAAAACCUAGUAAGUGAGGCAUUUCAUUCCUCCUUACUAGACUGUGGAAAUGUUCCUCAAGAUCUUAAUCUACCAGACAUCACUCGGGACUUGCUGGAUAUCAUUGAGAGCACCAGCUCCCCAGUAAUGGCUGAGAUCUCACAGAAUUUGGACUGGAGCGAGGCUUCUACGUUUAGUCUGGAUGUACUGAACCGGACAAAAGAUGAAAGGCCACCGACCGCUAAGGCCAUCACAGAGUCAGCACCAGGGACUGACCAGGUCAUUGAAAUUGUUCUGGAUCUUGAGGAUGACUACAACAUCUUGGAAGGAAUCAGUAAUGUUCUACAGACAGGGACUUACGACUGAUACUUCCACCUCUCCCUGGUUUUGUCAAUUCUAUUUGUUCUCAUUUUAAUUGUGCAGCCAUAAUAACAGACUUUUUAAAAAUCUACUUGUGUGCCAAAAUAAGGCUGUAAUUUGAUGUGUAUUUUGUGGCCUUAAAGGGGUAGUCCAGUGGUGAAAAACGCAUCCCCUAUCCUAAAGAUAGGGGAUAAGUUUGAGAUUGCGGGGAGUCCGAUCGCUGGGGCCCCCUGCG
Messenger RNA from Hyla sarda, 1079 nucleotides. RefSeq lists its product as uncharacterized. Lineage: Eukaryota; Metazoa; Chordata; Amphibia; Anura; Hylidae. The record is from RefSeq and is a predicted model, not a curated record. The transcript is spliced from 4 exons. Bases 245 to 850 code for a protein of 201 amino acids.